Molecule: messenger RNA, 976 nt
Organism: Rubroshorea leprosula
Lineage: Eukaryota; Viridiplantae; Streptophyta; Magnoliopsida; Malvales; Dipterocarpaceae
Source: the annotation of a GenBank genome assembly
UUCGGUCUGAAUAUUAUUUCUGAAAAAAAUAAAUAUUAAAUACCAAAAAAUAUUUCUGGCGGGAGUCCACAGUGUAGACGCGCCAAUAAUAUUCGGACCGGUUUCAGUCCGAAUAUUAUUUCUGAAAAAAAUAAAUAUUAAAUACCAAAAAAUAUUUCUGGCGGGAGUCCACAGUAUAGAUGCGCCAAUAAUAUUCGGACCGUUUUCGGUCCGAAUAUUAUUUCUGAAAAAAAUAAAUACUAAAUACCAAAAAAUAUGAAUAAAAUAUUAUUUAACUAAAUAUAUACGGACCGUUUUCGGUCUGUAUAUAUCCAUUAGAGAAUAUCUCUGAAUCGAUUGGACGCUGGGUCCCACUGACAGUUUUUUUCGGACCGGUAUCGGUCUGGAUAAAGCUGCAUGCAGCCUUCUUCCCUUCGGUUCGCCCGUCCCCCCCAUCCUUCGAUUUCUCCACAAUUUUCCUCUGUUUUUUCUGUCUUUUUUCUUCCUCUCCACUGCAAGCUUCUCCUCCAAUCUCUGGCCAACCACCACCAAGGUCUAUAAUGAAGUUAUAGAAAAUUAUAUUUUCUACUAUUAGUACUUUUAGGAAAUAGGAGGACAAUAAUAGAAUUACAUUAAAUCAAAUUUAGUUUUCCAAUCAAAGUGGAAAUUAAGAAAGAAGAAAGCAUUCCAUCAUUUUCCUUGUCUUGCCUUACUUCCUGGUCCAUGUUGAACUUGGAGUGUAGCAAGCACUUGUUGCCACCCUUCUCUGCCACACAUGCUGUCACGCCCCAUAACCCAAAUCCGAGGCGCGACAGACGCGGUGCACUCAUGAGACGGGUCCCACAAAUGCACAAGGCUCGGAACUUACUCAACAAAAUCAGUUUUGAUACCAUAAAAUUUCCAAUUAAAAUCUAACUUACAAGAGCGCAGUGUACAUGUAUCUAAAAUCUAUGUCAAAUCUCAAGUGGCUAGCCUUUUAUCACGUCACUCCCCUUGA